UGCUGGUGGUACAUUUCCAGCGAUGGCCGAUCCACGCGGUCGGUGUGUAACGCCGUCGCGUGGUGUCCAGCGUUCGUGCUCCGUGCCCCGCCCUCGCUUCGUGCCACCAUCUUCAGGUGGUGGUGGUGCAUUUCCAGCGAUGGCCGAUCCACGCGGUCGGUGUGUAACGCCGUCGCGUGGUGUCCAGCGUUCGUGCUCUGUGUUUCCUGCGUCGCACUCCAGCUCAACGACAACUAGCAGCGUCCAUAGCUUGGACAAUUACGUCUUGUUGGCAACCGUCGCUGUGCUGAUUGAGGACGGGAUGGGUAAAUGGCAACGGAUCCGUUGUCUACUUGACUCUGGUUGUCAAAUCCAAGCCAUCACUGCGACUGCCGCCAAGCGGUUGAAACUAACGCUGCUACCAGGACGUUUAACUUUAAUGGGGAUUAGUGGUAAACUCCCUGUAUCGAACCAAGUCCGGACUAAAGUCAUGGCAAUUAAUGGAUCCUACCGUUUUAGCUCCAACUUCUACGUGAUACCGGAACUUAGCACGCAACCCAUUCGUAGCAUCAAGAAGGACGAAUUAAAACUUCCAGCUGGAAAACUACUUGCCGACGAGAGCUUUUGCAAUCCUGGGCCGAUUGACGCCAUACUAGGUGCCGGGAUAUGCUUCGACUCGAUUGGGGUAGGAUUCCAGCGCCUACCCAACGGCCUUAUCUUACAAAACUCCAAAUUCGGAUGGGUUAUUGGAGGUAUGCUUCGAACCAUCAUGUCUACCAGUCCCUACGAGAAGAGUUGCCACAAGGCUACGUGCAUCGAUGACCUCAAAGUGAGCCUCGAACGGUUUUGGAAUGUAGAGGAACUACCGUCUGAAGUUCCGGAUCAGACAAUGUUGAAGAACCACGAGCUUGAGGAUCACUUCAAGCGACAUAUGAGAAUCGCCGAUGAUGGGCGGUAUAUCGUCCGCAUUCCCCUACGGGGGGAGUUGAACCAACUAGGCGACUCCAUCGAGCAGGCUCAGCGACGAUUGCUGUCUUUGGAACGAAAGUUGGCCCGGCACGAACCAACCUACGUGGAGUAUCGAAAGUUCAUGCGCGAGUACCUCGAACUAGGGCACAUGGCUGUUGUCCCCGCAGGCGAACUGCAUAAGGUUCGCUACGUCAUUCCACAUUCGUGUGUGAUUAAGCCUGACUCCACCACUACCAAGCUUCGUGUAGUCUUUGACGCGAGUGCGAAAUCAUCCAGCGGGAUUUCACUCAAUGACCUCCAAGCCAUAGGUCCAGUAAUUCAGCCGGACCUCCUUCACAUAUGGUUGUACUUCAGGACGCAGACAGUGGUUGUGACGGCUGACAUAGCGAAAAUGUACCGCCAAGUCUGGGUAGCUGAACCGGACACCUGGAUGCAGUGCAUAUUAUGGCGCGAAAAGACGAGCGAUUCCGCACAAAUGUACCGGUUACGUACUGUCACGUAUGGUGAGGCUUUCUCCUCGUACCUUGCCUGUAGGGCGUUAUACGAGGCCGGCGAUGAAGUACGGUCACUUGAUCCCAAAAUCGCCGACGCCAUUCAGCGGUCAUUCUACGUGGAUAACCUGUCCUUGGGUGCUGCAACGGCAGACGAGCUACGUGCGCUUAGUUCCGGUGUGGAACGCGCGCUCAUGAAUAGAGGGAUGCCGCUGCGGAAAUGGGCAUCCAAUGAUCCUACAGUAAUUAACGAGGUGCCAGAAGAUCACCUUGAUGCUACGGUGCAAAUCGGCGAUAGGCAGGCCAUCAAAAUGCUAGGUUUAGCAUGGUGCCCUACCGAGGAUACGUUCCAGCUGAUCAUCGACGACGACUUUCACCUGCCUGUAAGCUCCCUAACCAAGCGAUGCCUGGUAGCAAGAAUCGCAAAACUGUACGAUCCGGUUGGCAUCCUGCAGCCUGUGAUCGUCACGGCAAAGAUCCUCAUGCAAGACUUGUGGCGCGACAAUCUGGCAUGGGAUGAGUGUGUACCACAUCACGCAGUGGACAAGUGGAAUGAGUUUACGGCUCAACUACCAAUCCUUCGUCAGCUUCACAUCCCAAGAAUGGCAUUACCAAGCGAAGCUGAAAAUAGUAUCCUACAUGGAUUCUGCGAUGCUUCAACAAAGGCAUAUGGAUGUGCGAUAUACGCACGCUAUGUGGAUGGUAAUGGAGACAGGCAGUCGCGACUUGUUUGCUCCAAAUCAAGAGUAGCGCCUUUAAAGCAGCUGACGCUGCCUCGAUUAGAACUCCAAGCAGCUCUAUUGUUGGCAGAACUCUACGUGAGGAUAAAGGACGUGUUUGGUACCCGAAUCCAACAAACCAAAUGGUGGACUGACUCGCAGGUCGUACUUGCCUGGAUACGUUCCGACAACUCGAAAUGGGACGUCUUCGUGAAAAAUCGGGUAGGCAAAAUACAGACUGCGACCGACGCCAACGACUGGCAUUAUGUGCCAACGAAGCUCAAUCCUGCGGACAUCGUAUCUAGAGGACUUCCUGCCAGCAAAUUGGUGAGAAAUGAUACCAUGAGGUUCUGGUUAAACGGUCCGGACUUUGUCGUUACAGAUUUAUGCCCACAGCCUAAUAUUGAUGACGUUGUCAUAUUAGAAGAGGUUGCACCGCUACCGCAAUUGUUAACGGCAACUGUAGGACCGGAAUGUGAAGACUUGGUGGCUCAGUACAAGUACCACAACUCCUUCAUCAAGACGCGACGACAUUUUGCAUGGCUAAAUAGAGCCAUCCACAACUUCCGGCUAAAGUCAGCGAUGCUACGGGCAACUACCUCCUGCGUGGAAAAAAGAUACGGGCCUCUACUAUUGGAUGAGUUGGAAGAGGGACUCCAGCUAUUACUGCGUGUAAUGCAAGCUACGUCCUUCCCAAAUGAAACACAACAAAUGCAUAAACUGGGAUACGUUGUUUCUAAGGGACCCCUUCAACACCUUAACCCUAUAGUAAGGAAUAAUCUGAUAUGCGUACAGGGACGAUUGGCGAAUGCGGAAAUGACGGAUGGAGCGAGAUUGCCGAUUCUAGUACCGAAGUCCCAUCCCUUUUCUCGCACCAUCAUCCGAUACUUGCACGAGCACAACUUCCACGCCGGAACGGAACUAGUGAUGGCAGAAUUUCGGACACGAUUCUGGAUGCGAGAUCUUCGACGAACAGUAAUCGGCGUGUUAUCCCGAUGUGUUGUAUGCGUGCGUGCCAGGCCUAGGCAAUACGAGCAACAAAUGGGUCAACUACCAGCUGCCCGGGUGCACGUGUCUCCUGCUUUUACCCAUACGGGUGUGGAUUUGUGUGGACCUUUCGACGUAAUCCCACAUACCAAAUCGAAGCGGCGGAUUACAGUCUUCGUGUGUCUAUUCGUCUGCUUCACGACUAAGGCGAUCCACCUGGAAGUGGUUGAAAACCUAUCUACGUCUGCUUUCAUUUCAGCACUUCUUCGGUUUGUUUCCCUACGUGGGAGACCAGAUGCGAUCUACUCGGACAACGGCCGCAACUUCGUGGGGGCGGCUAAGGAGUUGAGUUCGCUACGCAAGGCAUACAACAAUCGCGCCUUCCAGGACGAGCUCGUGGGCUUAGCUGCCGAGAAGGGAAUCCGGUUUUCCUUCAUCCCACCGCGGAGCCCAAAUUUCGGCGGUCUUUGGGAGGCCAAUAUAAAGACCACUGACAGCCAUCCACGCCAGUCCAUGGACCAUAGAAGCGCUCACGCCAGCGCACUUCUUGAUCGCUCGAGCAUCCUUCUCUAUUCCCGCUACCAUCCAGGACGAUGACACGGACGGUGUCAAGACGAGAUGGAAGCGCGUGCAAAAAUUGGCUCAGCAAUUUUGGUCACGCUGGCGAGCUGAGUACCUGUCGCAGCUGCGAUGUAACGCCAAAUGGACGAGACGA
Messenger RNA from Anopheles funestus (African malaria mosquito), 3860 nucleotides. RefSeq lists its product as uncharacterized. The transcript is spliced from 2 exons. Gene Ontology annotation, molecular function: nucleic acid binding. Lineage: Eukaryota; Metazoa; Arthropoda; Insecta; Diptera; Culicidae. Bases 23 to 3742 code for a protein of 1239 amino acids. The record is from RefSeq and is a predicted model, not a curated record. Gene Ontology annotation, biological process: DNA integration.